Molecule: messenger RNA, 1665 nt
Organism: Mangifera indica (mango)
Lineage: Eukaryota; Viridiplantae; Streptophyta; Magnoliopsida; Sapindales; Anacardiaceae
Product: serine carboxypeptidase-like 27
Exons: 9
Coding region: 84-1514 (476 amino acids)
Biological process (GO): proteolysis
Cellular component (GO): vacuole
Molecular function (GO): serine-type carboxypeptidase activity
Source: RefSeq, a predicted model, not a curated record
CAAUUAAAUAACUCUUAACUCACAACUCACAAGACGGUCCAGAAUCCCACCCUCUCAGUUCAAUCUGUGCAAUUUUGCUCAGUAUGGGCAAAGGCAAAGGCGAGAAAUGGCAGACUUUCUCUUUGCUAUUUGUUUUAGGGUUUUUGAUUUUUUUAAUUUCUCCAGUUUCUUCUUCUUCUUCGUCUUCAUCUCCGAAGGAACAACAAGAGAGCGAUAGAAUCGUCGAGCUCCCGGGCCAGCCGUCUAAUGUUAAUUUCUCUCAAUUCUCUGGCUACAUUACGGUGGACAGACAAGCGGGCCGGGCCCUUUUCUACUGGCUGAUCGAGGCCCCGUGGAGUAGUCAGCCAAGGUCGAAACCUCUCGUUUUGUGGCUCAAUGGUGGGCCGGGUUGCUCGUCCGUUGCCUACGGGGCCUCCGAAGAAAUUGGACCGUUUCGGGUAAAAUCCGACGGCAAAACACUCUACUUGAAUCCGGACGCUUGGAAUAAAGAAGCAAAUCUGCUCUUCCUCGAUUCACCGGCCGGCGUCGGAUUUUCUUAUACGAAUACUUCCUCCGAUAUAUACACAGUCGGCGACAAUAGAACAGCCAACGACACUUACAAAUUUUUGGUCAACUGGUUGGAGAGAUUCCCGCAAUACAAACAGCGGCCUUUUUACAUUGCUGGAGAAAGCUAUGCAGGCCAUUACAUUCCUGAACUAUCUCAACUCAUUGUUCGCCAUAAUAAGGGCUUGGAGAAUGCCACGCUUAACUUCAAAGGUUUACUGUUGGGGAAUCCUUUGAUAGAUGAUUAUCACGAUAAUAUUGGGACGCAUGAGUUUUGGUGGAACCAUGGAUUGAUAUCAGAUUCAACGUAUAAAGAUUUGCAGAAAUAUUGCCCAAAUGAAACGUUUUUGUUCCCGCGUGGUGAAUGUUACAUUGCUCUCUCUGCUGCUUAUUCUGAGUUUGGAGACAUCAAUCCUUACAGCAUUUACACUUCUCCUUGCUCUGCCACUGGUUCUCUCAAGAACAAUCUUAAGCUUCCUCUGCCAUGGACGUUCAGAGGAUCGGAUGAAUGCAUAAUUAAGUACACGAAAGUUUAUAUGAAUCGGUCGGACGUGCAAAAGGCUUUUCAUGUCAAUGUCGCUAAGAUUUCUAAUCCUUGGACGACUUGCAGUUCUGCCAUCAGGAGCAACUGGACCGAUUCUCCAAAAUCCAUGCUUCCCGUCUUCAAGGAACUUAUUUCAACUGGCAUUAGGAUCUGGCUGUACAGUGGUGACACAGAUGCCAUUUUGCCCCUAUCUGCAACAAGAUAUUCCAUCGCUGGUCUCAAUCUUGAAACGGACGUCGACUGGUAUGCCUGGUACGACGAUCAAUCAGAGGUUGGUGGGUGGAGCCAAGUGUACAAGGGCUUGAUCUAUGCAACAGUUCGGGGUGCAGGCCAUGAGGUCCCAAUGAGUCAGCCAAAAUUGGCUCUGAUAUUGUUAAAGAAUUUUUUGAACAACAGUACUUUGCCAGGACUAUUUGAUUUUUCAUAGAAUUUGUUGGUUAAAAUUUAAUAUAUACCCACAUAUAGCAGCAGUAGGAGAUUAGAUUAUAUUUUUGUCUCAAUUGUAAUGAAUUUACAUAAUUGUUGUCUUAUAUUUAUAUUGUAAUAAAUAAAAAUUCCUUAUGAUUUGUAUUUUGAAA